AUGCCAAUUGAUCAAGAAAAAUUAGCCAAGUUGCAGAAGUUGUCAGCCAACAACAAGGUCGGUGGUACCAGAAGAAAGUUUGCCAAGAAGAGUGGUUCUUCCAGCAAAGAUGACUCCAAGUUGCAAGACCAAUUGCAGAAAUUGAGAGCUGUUACUGUUGAUAACGUUCAACAAGCUAACUUCUUCAAGGAUGACGGUACCGUCUUGCACUUCAACAAGGUUGGUGUCCAAGUUGCUCCACAACAUAACACCUCCGUGUUCUACGGUAUUCCACAAGAAAAGUCCUUGCAAGAGUUGUUCCCAGACAUCAUUCCUCAAAUGGGUGCUGAUGCUAUCAACGCUUUGACCCAAAUGGCUUCUCAAUUGCAAUCCGCUCAAGGUGCCAACCAACAAGCUGCUGCUCCAGAAGCUGAAGGUAAGGAUAUUGAUAUCCCUGAAUUGGUUGAAGGUCAAACUUUCGAAGCUGACGUCGAAUAA
Messenger RNA from Kluyveromyces lactis, 477 nucleotides. It is a transcript of the gene EGD1, whose product is annotated as Egd1p. The coding region runs from base 1 to 477 and encodes 158 amino acids. Gene Ontology annotation, cellular component: cytosol; nascent polypeptide-associated complex. NCBI's taxonomy places the organism in Eukaryota, Fungi, Ascomycota, Saccharomycetes, Saccharomycetales, Saccharomycetaceae. The record is from RefSeq and is a predicted model, not a curated record. The transcript has a single exon.